GAACAUGAACGUGACUUCGGGAGUCAAAAUGAGGCCGAAGUCUCCCAACUCGUGUCUGGACGCAGACGUGAGGCGGCGCUUCACGUUCGCCGAAGAUAACAGGACUCUCGUCAGCCCGCCGGAACACAACCAACCAAUCCCUGUGAGCCUCAGACAGAGAUCAUCUACACGCUGUAAACCUCGUCCGGUCUCCAUGCCGGUGGAGUCGUCCUCAGGAGAGCCGUCCUGCCGGCCUGUGGGGAGGAAAGGUCACAAGGAGGUGCUGCACCGGUACCUGAGUAACGAGGGGAUCAGCUCCAUCCCAGAGGAGGAGCCGUGUUUCCCGCUGCCGUACCGAGGACACCCGUCUGUCCGCGGCGUCGACCACAUCCGAGGCAGCCAGUGCUUCAUCAACGCCAACCUGCACAACUCCUCCACCAUCCCCUACCAGGAGGGGGUGUCCAAGAAGCCCUCCGCCCCCCCAUCAUCAUCUGCUGCUGCUGCUUCCCCUCCUCCGAUGUCCAACACCAAGCCCACCUCGCUGCUGGGAGGCUGGCUCGCUCGCCUCCGGCUGCUCAGCCACUGAGGAGUCUUUACUUUCCUUCACUAGAGAAGAAACCAUGGAUACUCGCAGGAACAUUGUUUUUAAAUAUCUGCCAGGGCAAGACCUUCAGAGCUAAUAGUUUGACUACAUAUCAUUGAAAACCAACUUCUGGAAUAAACCAGAAAAGGUGAAUCCACCUAAAGUCUUUGACCGGAGGAGUGACCGAAGUUUGACUCAACAAACAGCAGAUCAUGGAAUACCAACUUCUGGAAUAACCCAAAAUGGAGAAUCCUUUUUCCAUGAACAUCAAAUUAGCAUUCUGACAUUUGUAACAUUUCAUGCCUCGAGCAUCAAGUCAAAUCCUCGACCGGAGGUGAGACCAAGGUUUGACCCAGCCACUGAUGAGUCUUUACUUUUAUUAAUCAGAGAAGAACCACCUCUCUGAUCUUCAGGAUACUCGCAGGAACAUUGUUUUUAAAUGUCUGCCGUGUCCAAGACCUUCAGCAAAUAGUUUGACUACAUAUCAUUGAAAACCAACUUCUUUUUUGAGCUCCAAGUCACUCCCUUGACCUGAGGUGUGACCAUGGACCAUGGAUGAUGGAAAACCCACUUCUGGAAUAAACCAAAAAAGGUGAACCCCCAACGUUUUUUCGAGCACCAAGUCACUUCCUUGACCGGAGGAGUGACCACUGAUAAGUCUUUACUUUUAUUCACUUGAUAAGAACCACCAUUCAGGAUACUUGCAGGAACAUUGUUUUUAAAUGUCUGCCAGGUCAAGACCUUCAGCUAAUAGUUUGACUACAUAUCAUUGAAAACCAACUUCUGGAUUAAACCAAAAAGUCAAAAAGGAGAAUCCCCCUAAAGUUCAAACUUUUUUUUCCAUGAACAUCAAAUCUACAAUCUCACAUUUUUUAUAUUUCAUGCCUCGAGCACCAAGUUAUAUUCUUGACCUGAGGUGUGACCGAAGUUUGACUCAAAUAUCAUCAGAUCAUGGAAAACCAACUUCUGGAAUAAACCAAAAAGUCACCCCCAAAAAGACAUCAUGGAGCAUCCCUCCAUCCUCCACCAUCUUCUCUACGUUUGAUUCCUUUUUUUAUUUCAUUAUGACCGAACAGAACAAUUCUUCAAAUGGAGCACGGAUUUAUUAUUUCACGCCUCAUGGAGCCUCUACGUCACACCCCUUUCCUUCCCCUCAGCCAAGGUUAUUAUAUUCAAUAAAAGUGUACACUGAUGGGUUUAAAUGACAUGUUGCACUUCCUCAGGAUGAACACUUCCGACGUUGAUGACUUCUACAACAAAAGUGUUUUUUAAUGGAAGAUUAAACCUUU
This is a messenger RNA of Notothenia coriiceps (black rockcod), 1851 nucleotides long. RefSeq names its product connector enhancer of kinase suppressor of ras 3-like. Gene Ontology annotation, cellular component: membrane; cytoplasm. NCBI's taxonomy places the organism in Eukaryota, Metazoa, Chordata, Actinopteri, Perciformes, Nototheniidae. The record is from RefSeq and is a predicted model, not a curated record. Gene Ontology annotation, biological process: regulation of signal transduction. The transcript is spliced from 3 exons. The coding region runs from base 5 to 565 and encodes 186 amino acids.